This is a messenger RNA of Cydia fagiglandana, 3025 nucleotides long. RefSeq names its product zinc finger protein 260-like. Gene Ontology annotation, molecular function: RNA polymerase II transcription regulatory region sequence-specific DNA binding; DNA-binding transcription factor activity, RNA polymerase II-specific. The coding region runs from base 8 to 2164 and encodes 718 amino acids. Lineage: Eukaryota; Metazoa; Arthropoda; Insecta; Lepidoptera; Tortricidae. The record is from RefSeq and is a predicted model, not a curated record. The transcript is spliced from 3 exons. Gene Ontology annotation, biological process: regulation of transcription by RNA polymerase II.
UCCUCGGAUGAAACCAAGGGGUAGACCUGAAAUAUACCAAUGUACCCACUGUGAAUAUACAACAGCUACACAAAUAUGGUUCACCAGGCAUUUGAGAAAACAUACUAAUGAGAAACCAUACAAGUGUGAACACUGUAGUUAUGCUAGCAGCUAUAGAGGUAAUUUGAAGGUUCAUAUAAGAAAACACACUGGCGAAAAACCUUACAAAUGUGAGCUAUGUAGUUAUGCUAGCAGCCAUAAAAGUCAGUUGAAGGCUCAUCUAAAAAUACACACUGGUGAAAAACCUUACAAAUGUGCCCUGUGUAGUUAUGCUAGCAGCACUAAAGGUAAUUUGCAAGUUCAUCUAAGAAAACACACUGGUGAAAAACCUUACAAAUGUGAGCUAUGUAGUUAUGCUAGCAGCCAUAUAAGUUAUUUGAAAGUUCAUCUAAGAACACACACUGGCGACAAGCCUUACAAAUGCGAGCACUGUAGUUAUACUAGCAGCGAUAGUGGUAAUUUGAAGGUUCAUGUAAGAAAACACACUGGCGUAAAACCUUACAAGUGCAAGUACUGUAGUUAUGCAUGUGUAAAAAAAGCAAUAUUGAAUGUUCAUGUAAGAACACACACUGGCGACAAGCCUUACAAAUGCCACCAGUGUAGUUAUGCUAGCAGUCAUAAAAGUUGUUUGAAGGUUCAUCUAAGAAAACACACUGGUGAAAAACCUUACAAAUGUGAACUAUGUAGUUAUGCUAGCAGCCAUAAAAGUCAAUUGAAGCUUCAUAUAAAAAGACACACUGGCGACAAGCCUUACAAAUGUGAUCAUUGUAGUUAUGCUAGCAGUCUUAAAAAGUGUUUGAAGGCUCAUCUAAAAAGACACAUUGGCCAGAAGCCUCACAAAUGCCACCAGUGUAGUUAUGCUAGCAGCAAUAAAUCUAAUUUGCAAGUUCAUCUAAGAAAACACACUGGUGAAAAACCUUACAAAUGUGAGCUAUGUAGUUAUGCUAGCAGCCAUAUAAGUCAUUUGAAGGCUCAUCUAAAAACACACACUGGUGAAAAACCUUACAAAUGUGAGCAGUGUAGUUAUGCUAGCAUCCAGAAAGGUCAAUUGAAAGUUCAUCUAAGAACACACACUGGCGACAAGCCUUACAAAUGCCACCAGUGUAGUUAUGCUAGCAGUUAUAAAAGUGAUUUGAAGGUUCAUCUAAAAAGACACACUGGUGAAAAACUUUACAAAUGUGAGCAGUGUAGUUAUGCUAGCAUCCAGAAAGGUCAAUUGAAAGUUCAUCUAAAAACACACACUGAUGAAAAACCUUACAAAUGCCACCAGUGUAGUUAUGCUAGCAGCCAUAAAAGUCAUUUGAAGGCUCAUCUAAAAAGACACACUGGUGAAAAACUUUACAAAUGUGAGCAGUGUAGUUUUGCUAGUACCCACAAAGGAAAUUUGAAUGCUCAUGUAAGAACACACACUGGUCACAAGCCUUACAAAUGUGAACAGUGUAGUUAUGCUAGCCGUACUAAAGGUUCUUUGAAGGUUCAUCUAAGUAGAAUCCAUUUAAAGAAACACACUGGAGAGAAACAAUACAAAUGUGGCCACUGCAGCUAUGCUAGUGAUGACAGAGAUGUUGUACGAAAACAUGAAAUUAUACACGAUGAUGAAAAGCAUCACACUGGAGAGAAACAAUACAAAUGUGGUCACUGCAGCUAUGCUAGUGAUGACAAAGAUGCUGUACGAAAACAUGAAAUUAUACACGAUGAUGAAAAGCGUCACACUGGCGAAAAACAAUACAAAUGUGGUCACUGCAGCUAUGCUAGUGAUGACAAAGAUGCUGUACGAAAACAUGAAAUUAUACACGAUGAUGAAAAGCGUCACAAAUGUGGCCAGUGUAAUUAUGCUACCAUUUAUAAAAUAAAUUUACAGAACCAUAAAUGCACACAUCCUGUUGAGAUACUUCACAAGAGACGCACAGAUCUCGAAGGGCAGCACAAAGAGUUAAAGUAUGGUGGAGCAGCGGCCAGCAGCAGGCGGCCCUCGCUCGCCGCGCACGGCGACGCGCGUGACGCCGCGCACGACCACACUUACAGCGCCGCUCCUCCAGGCCUCGAGAGCGGCCUCGACGUGUCGGAGGCGGAGACCAAGAGAAAGACAGACGAAGAAACGACCGCAUCGUUAUACACCGGAUAGGUCUUGAUGCCAUCACGAUAAUAGUAGAAUAAGGUCUAUCUUUAGAAAAACGCAGCCAUAGUUACACUGACCUAUUUAUUAUUACACUGUAGGUUUUGUAAUGUUUUAGGAACGAUCAAAGAAUUUAAUUUCCUCCCCAUUUUCUACAUUGUCACAGUGACAAUAGUAUGAGGUCUCUAGCGACUUUCAUAUUGAUUGUCACUGUGACAAGGUACGAAAGCGUCGGUAAUUUAAUUCUUUCACUGUUCCUUGUCUACAUACUACAAGUUGCCUCCAGAAACUCGCGAACUAAAUUGACAUGAGUUUGACAAAUAAAAUGAUACCAGGAAUAGCAAAGAAAAAAUAGUCACGGGUAUAUGUCGAUAAAUUGAUAUCGAUAAAUAAGAUGCACUUACUACCCAUGUGAUAAUUAUAAAGGGGUCACAAACGAUUUCGAUUUGUAUGAAUAUGACGAGAAAAGUGGUUGAUUCGAUUGUAAGAUUGUGACGUUACCAAUCAAAUCAGGAGGUGCGGAUGUGAAACUGACAAAUUUAAAUGUUAAGACGAAACAGGAGCUGAGUUUCAAGUAUUUUAGGUAAAUAUACCCAUCUCGCUAACGGAAGCGGCUCCUAAAACUAAGUGCGAUAAGGACAAGGCGAAAAAUCCUGCGUUUAAAUCUCGAAAAUCGAGGUUUCGUACUCGACUGUUUCCUCCUCCAAACCGUAACUAAUCGUAACCAAAUUUGGAAAUCUAAAUGAUUAUGAAAUUAUCUGCGCCGGACCGUUUUGCUUUUUUGGCUAAUUGAUAUCCCACCAAAAACAUAAAUGUAAAAAAGGAGAGCCAAGUUCAAUACAAAAAUUAUGCUUGGCUGUGGGGCUCGCC